Messenger RNA from Pteronotus mesoamericanus, 3765 nucleotides. RefSeq names its product syntaxin 7 (gene STX7). The record is from RefSeq and is a predicted model, not a curated record. NCBI's taxonomy places the organism in Eukaryota, Metazoa, Chordata, Mammalia, Chiroptera, Mormoopidae. The transcript is spliced from 10 exons. Gene Ontology annotation, molecular function: SNAP receptor activity; SNARE binding. Bases 179 to 961 code for a protein of 260 amino acids. Gene Ontology annotation, cellular component: SNARE complex; membrane; synaptic vesicle. Gene Ontology annotation, biological process: vesicle fusion; intracellular protein transport; vesicle-mediated transport.
CAUGCGCGAUGCGCAGCCCAUCGCCAACACCCAUCAGCUGAUUAUUGUAGGGGGCUUCGGAGCCUGUGAGAGCCUGCGGCCGGAGGAGGAGGAGAAAGCCGAGGAGGUUGGGGUGACUCCUUAGAAAACUGCACGGCCCACCAGCAUCUGAUGAAAUUAUUGACUAAGCAAAGCAACCAUGUCUUACACUCCAGGAGCUGUUGGUGACCCCACUCAGCUGGCCCAGCGCAUCUCUUCCAACAUCCAGAAGAUCACGCAGUGCUCUGUGGAAAUACAGAGGACUCUGAAUCAACUUGGAACACCUCAAGAUUCACCUGAAUUGAGGCAGCAGCUGCAACAGAAGCAGCAGUAUACUAACCAACUCGCCAAAGAAACAGAUAAGUACAUUAAAGAGUUUGGAUCUCUGCCCACCACCCCCAGUGAACAGCGUCAAAGAAAAAUCCAGAAGGAUCGCUUAGUGGCUGAGUUCACAACAUCACUGACAAACUUUCAAAAGGUCCAGAGGCAAGCUGCUGAGAAAGAGAAAGAGUUUGUUGCUCGAGUGAGAGCCAGUUCCCGAGUAUCUGGUAGUUUUCCUGAGGAGAGCUCAAAAGAAAGGAACCUUGUAUCAUGGGAAAGCCAAACUCAACCUCAAAUGCAAGUGCAAGAUGACGAAAUUACAGAGGAUGACCUCCGCCUUAUUCAUGAGAGAGAGUCUUCUAUUAGGCAACUUGAAGCUGAUAUUAUGGAUAUUAAUGAAAUAUUUAAAGAUUUGGGAAUGAUGAUUCAUGAGCAAGGAGAUGUGAUAGAUAGUAUAGAGGCAAACGUUGAGAAUGCAGAGGUGCACGUUCAACAAGCAAACCAGCAACUCUCAAGGGCAUCAGACUAUCAGCGCAAAUCCAGAAAAACCCUGUGCAUCAUCAUUUCUCUCCUCGUCAUCGGAGUUGCAAUUAUUGGUAUCAUAUUGGGAGUGAAAGGCUAAAAUUACAAAGGAGCACACUGUUGCACUACGUUAAUCUAAAUUAUGCAGGAAGGUUCCUGUAAUCAUGGUUUUUUUUAAUUAUUAUUUUAAAGCUAUUGCAUAAAAGGUGGUUCCCAUACUUUUAUUUUUAUUGCGGGGAGGUUUCCUUUGGAUUAAAUCUGAUGUUUUCUAAUACUGAACGUUUUUCUAAAUAUCACUGCUGGCAUAGUGUCACACUUUUUGGUCUAAUAACUUAGUUUUUUGCCCACUUUGUAUAUGUCUUUCAUUUAUAAUUUAUUUAUCCUGUUGACUUAGGUUUUGGAAUUAAUGAAUGUAAAGGUGUGUGUGUUUUAUGUGUACAGCUGUAACAUGCCCCCAGAUUUGUGUUGCUUCAUUAAAAAUUUCAUUUUGAUUAGGGCCAGCAGAGGAAAUAUUGUCAAUAACUUGAAAAAAUGAUGUGUUUAUGUUGGCUCUUUUUUCUGGUUCAUACCAGCACACAUUAUCUUCUUUUAAGACUCCUGAUUAUUCUGAAUGAAAUCAGUGAACAGUUUCCUACUAUAUUUCAUAUACCUGAUAUGCAUAUAAUAAGCAUCUGCUGUAGAUUGCCUAGUAUAAAACUAAGGAUAGAUUGUUCUUACAUAGGCUCUGUUUAAAUCUGACGUUGACUGAGGAAUGUGUAACCACUAUAAAUGUUUAACGUGAUUUGGAUGGAGAGGAUGACAAAUCAAUACUUACUGUGUUAGAAUUUUAAAGAUCCCAACCUGUUACUCUGCUGUGUAUUUCCACAGCUAUUAUAAUGGAAAUUAAUUUCCUUAUAUCCUAUAGAAUAAAGGUUACCUUUGUAUCCUUAGGUCAAAAUUAUUGGGGAGGUAACUGUGCCACAAUUACUGUUUUUAAUCACCCAGCACUUAAAAUUUCGUGUUUCCCUUGAGCACCAUUUUGUACCUUCAUUCCUUAGGAAAGGAAUUGUAUGUUUGCCAAUUAACUCACUUGCCUUUUUAAGUCAAUGUUGUUUUACUGUACUAAUCUGAUACUGUAAAGAGGAUUAUCUUAGUUUAUAGUUUGCAUUUUAUAAUGUUCUUAUAUAGCAGUUUGAUAGUGGAGACAGUGUUUUACAUGGCAAGCUAUGAAUUUCAGAUGGAACAAAUAAAAUAUUAACUAACUAAAUUGUACAUUUGCAAUCAAAAUAAAGAUGAUUUUAAAAGUGUCUGGAGAGUUCUGUUUCAUGAGGACUCUGCUUCCAUGGGACCAACACUUGCCGCUUACCUCACGCUUUUGCCUCCGUGCGCCCGAAAUCCCAGCAGAAGGGCGCAGCCCGAGGCAGCGGCUCCCCAUCUUUCGGGAGGUCUGGGUCACUCAGUUUUUAGUUUGGCAGUCUUAAAGGUUUUGCCACUAACAGGUAGAAGCUGCUUUGCAUGACAGUAAAACUUUUUUUUUUUUCUACAAAAGAGACUGUAGAAAACUUUUUUGUAAGUGAUUAGAAACUUUGAGACUGUUUACCAGAAUCGGCGUGCUUUAGCGAACAGGAUGAGUGACGAGGAGGGAGAGUCCAUGCAAUGCCUGCCUGUUCUGAAGUCAGCAUGAGCCUGUCAGGCUUUCUCCCUCAUGUUUUUUCUCUGUAAGUGCAGGGAAGUGUGCUGUUUAAUGUCAUGUACCAGUAUCUUAUGGCCAGAAAAGUCCCAAUGGCUCUCACAAAUGACUUGCAUUUUUGUGCCACAGUUGUACUUGAUAAAUAAAUGUUCUUAUCAUAAAGGCAAAUACAUUUACUUCUGUUUAUUUUGUGGUAAGCAAAAGCACUUAAUUUUUUUGUCAUGAUUUUAGCGCUCUUAUUUAAAGUGUAAUAAUUUAUACAUGAUUUUAAAUACGACAGAUCAGUGACUAAAAACAGGAACUUUAGUGGGUUGUGUUCUUUUAAGAAUCAUUAACCUUGAAGGAGAAAUUUGCACACACUAUUUGGAACACAAAGAAUAGUCUUGAUUAGAAAAAAUGAAAAAAUUACAGUAGCCAAUUUUUUAAAUUUUUGAACUUUAGGUUAGUUUUAGAAUCACUUUGAAAGGUGUCAAAGCUUACCUUAUAGGAAAUAAAAUUAGUUGUUUUAAUGAUCAUCAGCAUAUCUGAAUCUGUUUGAGGCAAACUGAAUCUCAAACUGAAGAAGUUUCCUUAUCAAAUGACGCAUAUUGUUCAUUUUAGUGUGCUCCAAAGACCUGCUCACAUGACUCCAACUGAACUUAACCAGUUUCUUUACUUAAAUGGAAUGACAGUGUGGCAUGACAUAUUUGGCCGUUAUAUUGGUCAUUAAAUAUGAAAAUGUUUUGGUUUUGCACAGUGAUGAUAAAAGAGUAACUGGUUUCAUUUCAACAUAAUGCAGCUUGUUUUUUUAUGAGGAUGGGAUCAACUCCAAAAAACACAUAGAUACGGGCCAGAUGGAACUCAUUCCAGGACAGCGAACCAUGGGCAUGGCAUCGGGGUCUGGGCCGCUGAGCGCACCUGCUUCCCAGGGGCGGCAUCUGCACCACUGACAGAACUGCUCCUCGGACAGGUGGCCGCUGGGUCCUGUGCGGUCCUCACUGCUUUUGUUAAAAAUGGUCAACUUUUCUACACAAAGUGUUUGGAAUACCAAUCUUUUUAGACAAAUUUAUAAUGAGAAAAGAAAUGACUUUUGAAGACUUCUUGUUCCAAAAAAUUAGUCUGUAGUUUAAAAAGGAAGGUACAGAAGAGUUUUUCUAGUUGGUGUAAUUCUUGUUUAUGUAGGAAAAAAAGAAUGUUGUAAUAAGAGAUAACCUGUAUAAUGCCAUUGUCCAUCAUUUAAUAAUAAAGAACAGUUC